Folsomia candida is the source of this 1455-nucleotide messenger RNA. Its product is annotated as lactase-phlorizin hydrolase. The record is from RefSeq and is a predicted model, not a curated record. Gene Ontology annotation, biological process: carbohydrate metabolic process. Bases 1 to 1455 code for a protein of 484 amino acids. Gene Ontology annotation, molecular function: beta-glucosidase activity. The transcript is spliced from 9 exons. Lineage: Eukaryota; Metazoa; Arthropoda; Collembola; Entomobryomorpha; Isotomidae.
AUGUGGACGUUUAUCCUCGUAACUCUGGUAAUCCUUACUCGGGCAGAUGGUGAAGAAGAUAGCUUUCUCUAUGACGUGUUUCCCCCCGGGUUUCAGUGGGGAUUGGGUUCUGGAAGUUAUCAGGUUGAGGGGGGAUGGAGGGACGAUGGUAAAGGGUUGAACAUCUUUGACAACGUGUUUCAUCAAAUCCCAUCACCUGCGGUGGACGGGACUAAUGGCGACAUUGCAUGUGACUCGUAUCACAAGUAUGCGGAGGAUGUCUCCCUCUUGAAAUAUAUUGGGGCCGGAGUUUACCGGUUUAGUUUAUCCUGGAGCAGAAUUCUUCCCACGGGACGAAUCGACUACAUCAAUCCAGCCGGGAUCGAGUAUUACAACAAUUUAAUUAACUUCCUAAUUGCGAACGGUAUCGAACCCAUCGUGACAAUUCAUCAUUGGGACUUGCCCCUACCACUCGACGGUAUCGGAGGUUGGGCGAAUGAUGAACUGAUCCACCACUUCACUAACUUUGCCCACCUCGUAUUUCACACGUUUGGAGAUCGCGUCAAGAAAUGGGUGACUUUCAACGAGCCGAAUAUCAUUUGCAUGCUGGGAUUCGUAUUUAAGGUCGACGGAAGACCUAUCGGACUCAACGAGGUAAUUAAAUGUUUCCGAACCUUGAUACUAUCUCACGCGCGGGUAUACCACCUCUACGACCACGUGUUUCGUCCUUGGCAAGGCGGCAAGGUGGGCACGAACCUGGCCGCCUACUGGUUCGAAGGGAAGGAUCCCAAUAAUCCGGAGGAUGCUAAAGCAGCUGAAAAUGCGCUGCAAAUUAUGUGGGGACUUAUCGCAUCCCCGCUUGUUUUUGGAUAUUUCAACCGUGAAACUAGGCAAAUGAUGGAGAGACUUGCGAAACGUGGACUGAUAUCGCCACAAAAGGAGUUUACGUUGGCGGAAUCGGCGGAAAUAAUAGGAACCUGGGAUUUUUUGGGGGUUAAUCACUACUCUACGUAUCUAACUGAACUAAGGAAAUCCACUAGUAAACCUGGGAACCUUACCUUAGAUCAGAUAUUCCUUUUGCUUCUGGAUGUUAACCUAUCCGUCAAACCUGAAUGGGUCUCCACUUCAACACCGGAUUUUAAAGUGGUGCCCUCGGGUUUCAGAAGGAUCCUGAAUUGGAUCAAGUGGAGGUACGGAAAUCCAGAACUUUGCGUUCUGGAAAACGGCUACUCGGGAAGACCCGAGCAGGGUUUGGAGGAUUACAACAGGGUGGCGUUUCACCGAGCCUACAUCAACGAGAUGUUGAAGGCAGUCAAGCUGGAUGGGGUUAACGUAUCCGUCUACACGGAAUUAGGAUACACAGUAAACUUUGGAGUGGUGGCCGUCAACUUUACCGACCUGGACAGAACCAGGACACCUAAACUUUCAGCGACCUGCCUCAAACAGAUUUUCAAAGAUAAUGGAUUUCCUCGAUAA